Molecule: messenger RNA, 1254 nt
Organism: Miscanthus lutarioriparius
Lineage: Eukaryota; Viridiplantae; Streptophyta; Magnoliopsida; Poales; Poaceae
Source: the annotation of a GenBank genome assembly
AUGUUUGGGCGUGCUCCAAGGAGGAGCAACAACACCAAGUACUAUGAGGUCCUUGGCGUCUCCAAUACCGCAAGCCAGGAUGAGCUUAAAAAGGCAUACCGGAAGGCUGCUAUAAAGAGCCACCCUGACAAGGGUGGAGACCCAGAAAAGUUUAAAGAAUUAUCUCAAGCUUAUGAGGUGCUUAGUGACCCAGAAAAGAGGGAGAUAUAUGAUCAAUAUGGGGAGGAUGGUCUCAAGGAGGGAAUGGGAGGAAGCAGUGAUUACCAUAAUCCAUUUGACAUAUUUGAGCAGUUUUUUGGGGGUGGUGCCUUUGGGGGGAGUAGCUCAAGGGUACGCAGGCAAAAACGUGGUGACGAUGUGGUGCAUUCAUUGAAGGUUUCUUUAGAAGAUGUGUACAAUGGGGCUACCAAGAGACUAUCGUUAUCACGGAAUGUUCUCUGCUCAAAAUGCAAGGGUAAAGGAACCAAGUCUGGAGCACCUGGAACAUGCUACAGAUGUCAUGGUGUAGGAAUGAGGACUAUAACAAGACAGAUAGGAUUAGGCAUGAUCCAACAGAUGAACACUGUUUGCCCUCAAUGUAGAGGGUCAGGUGAAAUCAUAAGUGAAAGGGAUAGGUGCCCAAGCUGCAGAGCCAGCAAAGUUGUUCAGGAGAGGAAGGUUCUUGAGGUUCAUAUUGAGAAAGGAAUGCAGCAUGGCCAAAAGAUUGUGUUCCAGGGUGAAGCUGAUCAAGCUCCUGACACAGUGACAGGAGACAUUGUUUUCGUCUUGCAAGUUAAAGAGCACCCAAGAUUCAAGAGGAGAUAUGAUGACCUGUUCAUCGAGCACACAAUCUCUCUGACAGAGGCUUUAUGUGGAUUCCAGUUCAUUCUGACCCAUCUUGAUGGUAGGCAGCUUCUAAUCAAGUCCAAUCCUGGUGAAAUUAUUAAGCCUGGUCAACACAAGGCCAUAAAUGAUGAGGGUGUGCCCCAGCAUGGUCGGUCCUUCAUGAAGGGCCGUCUCUUUGUGGAAUUCAACGUCGAGUUCCCAGAAUCUGGCGCCCUCUCACCUGACCGAUGCCGGGCACUCGAGAAGGUCCUGCCACAGAGGCCCAGGGCUCAAUUGUCAGACAUGGAGGUGGAUCAGUGCGAGGAGACCAUCAUGCAUGAUGUCAACAUCGAAGAGGAGAUGAGGCGCAGGAAGCACCAAAGGCGGCAGGAAGCCUACAACGAAGACGAGGAUGAUGCUGGUCCGAGGGUACAGUGUGCCCAGCAGUAA